Molecule: messenger RNA, 1694 nt
Organism: Salvelinus fontinalis (brook trout)
Lineage: Eukaryota; Metazoa; Chordata; Actinopteri; Salmoniformes; Salmonidae
Gene: ccndbp1
Product: cyclin D-type binding-protein 1
Exons: 11
Coding region: 78-1106 (342 amino acids)
Biological process (GO): regulation of cell cycle
Cellular component (GO): nucleus
Source: RefSeq, a predicted model, not a curated record
AUUACAAAAAUGUUCUAAGUAAUAGUUGUUCCAGAAUAGCAUGAAGUUGUGCGUUCCACGCGUGUAUACAUGGUGCCAUGAGUGCUGAUAAUUCUUGUGCGGACGUGUCGGUACCUUUACGGAACCUUCUGAACUCGGUCCAGUGUAUUCGAGACCGAGUAAAGGAUGGGGAGUCCAACGAGUCCAAUGGGGUGUUCAACCUGUCAAACUUCUGGGAUACGCUGACGCAAGCAGUGAAAGCAGCCUCACAGGAAGCCACUAAACUCAGCCUUGCCUUCUCUAAGCCUCCCGUGCCAACACAAGAGGAUGGUGAGAAGUUUGCUGAAUCCAUCCAGAAGAGCAUUUUGGCACUAUCCACUGUGUAUUACUGGUUGCCCAAAAGCCAUGGUAUCACAUUGAGGAGACUGGUGAGAGAUGCCACAGCUGAGGUGCUAGAUGGUAUUGUGCAACUGGUGGACGUCAUCGUCAGUUCCCCACUACAGAGUUUAUCACAGGAACAGCUCCAAUCUACAGGUGGGGUGUGGUCAGCGUGUGACCAGUUUGCACAUUUACCAAGAGAUAACCGGGCAGCAGUGCUGGGGGUCUUGGCCUCCUAUAUCGGGGUGGUAAAGGAUGCCAUAGAGGAGAUGGAACAGGCGCAGGCCGAGAGCCAGGACCCAUUCAGUGACGUGCUGGAUGACGAGGACCAGGACUCGCGGGGCAACCAGGACACAUACUGGUCUGAGGAGGACCGCCAGCUCAUGGCGCCCUGCCAGGGCCUGAUGAAAGCAUCUGCUGCCUGCCUGAAGAAGCUGGUGUCUGCCGUCAAGGCCAAUGGCAACGUAAGCAUGCCAGAGACUGUGGCGCAGCUGGAUGACCUGGCUGAUAUCGCCAAGGAGAUCAGCCCCAGUGUUGAUGACCUGGUACUCAGUCUCUACCCACCCAUGGAUUACUCAGGAGUGGAUCAAAACGCAUGUAAACUGACCUUGGUGCUAAAGAAAGUGUUGGAUAUCAUCAGAGCGAGUCACGUGUGUUUAGAAGCAGACCUGAACUGGGUGCAGUUUCUGAACGGGGCCCUGGAUCACAACCUACAGAAGAUCAAAGCUCUGAUUCAAGGCUCCAGCUAGAUGACGAGUGGAGGGUGUGCGUGAGGUGAAUGGAGACAAAGGUGUGUGUGUGUGUGUGUACACGUUUAUGGAGAAAGGGAAGGUGUGUGCGCAUGUGUGAAGAGGACUGGGGCAUCCUCUCUGCCCCUGAGCUCAAUGGACUUUGUUGAAUGUUACACAAGUGUGUUUACUUCCCCCUUGUGUACACACUCUAUACAUCAUUAAGACAGACAUAUUUGCAAAACAUAAAAAUCUUGAUUCAUGUGUGUAUAAAUAUUUAUAGAUUAAUUUUGGCUUAACACUCAUCUAGCUGGAUGUUUUGCAGUGGCAUAAGUCUGUUUGGAGAUCUUUAAUCAACAGGCUUGACUUUGCAAAGAACAAUAACAAUAAGAUGCCGUUUGCAUAUACCUGUUUUCAUAGAAUUUGUACACAGUCAAACUACAGUAUUAUACAUUGAGGGAAAGCGAUUUCUGUGUACUUCUGCUGCCCACUUUUUGAAAAUUAGAAUUUUUGCUGAAUAUUGUUCAACAAUGAAGACCAUGCUAUAAAACAUGAUAAUGACCGGCACUUUGUAAAUACAAAAUAAAAGUAACUCGCCUUGCACUCAAA